Aspergillus puulaauensis is the source of this 1365-nucleotide messenger RNA. RefSeq names its product glycoside hydrolase family 18 protein. The transcript is spliced from 4 exons. Gene Ontology annotation, molecular function: chitinase activity. Lineage: Eukaryota; Fungi; Ascomycota; Eurotiomycetes; Eurotiales; Aspergillaceae. The record is from RefSeq and is a predicted model, not a curated record. Gene Ontology annotation, biological process: carbohydrate metabolic process. Bases 1 to 1365 code for a protein of 454 amino acids. Gene Ontology annotation, cellular component: extracellular region.
AUGGGUUUCUUCACGAGGUUUCUCGCCCUGACGGCUGGUCUGGCACUACUAGAGACAGUGUACGCCAAGUUGGAUCUGUCGUCUAACUCGACCGUUGUGGUAUACUGGGGACAGGACUCAUACCAAGCGUCGGGGGGAGAUAUUGCCCAGAAGCGGCUGGGAGACUACUGUGAUGAUUCCAAUAUCGAUGUCAUCGUGAUGGCCUUUCUAAUGACAAUCAAUGGCCAAGGAGGCGCUCCAGAAGUUGACUUCGGCUCAACGUCUAAAGAUUGCGACACAUUCAAGGACACAAACCUGAAAAACUGCCCUGAGAUUGGAAAAGACAUCACAACGUGUCAAUCCAAAGGCAAGACAAUCAUCCUCUCCAUCGGCGGCGCAACCUACAGCGAGGGCGGUUUCAAAUCCGAUAAAGCCGCCGAAGACGGAGCAAACCUCAUCUGGUCAACAUUCGGCCCGGACAAGGGCGACAGCAAGAUACCCCGACCCUUCGGCAAAGCUGUCGUCGACGGAUUCGACUUUGACUUCGAAGCCGCGGUCACACACAUGGGCAAGUUCGCGACGAAGCUGCGAUCCCUGGCGGACGCGGACAAGAGCAAGAAAUACUACCUUACUGCGGCGCCGCAGUGUCCGUUCCCUGAUGCUGCGGACAAGGACAUUCUGAACACAAACAGCUCUGCGGCUGUCGAUGCGGUAUUUGUGCAGUUCUACAAUAAUUUCUGUGGGGCGAAUGCAUAUACACCAGAUAAGCCGAAGGAUAAGGCGGCCAAGGCCGAAGGAAGCGGCAGCAGAACCGCAGCCCAGAACUUCAAUUUCGACGUGUGGGACAAGUGGGCCCUCAAAGAGAGUAAGAACAAGGACGUGCGUGUGUUCCUGGGUGUCCCGGCGAACAAGGGCGCUGCAAGCACGGGGUACCUGCCUAUUGAGAGCCUGGAACCAGUAAUCCAGUACAGUAAGGGGUUUGAGAGCUUUGGAGGCGUGAUGAUGUGGGAUGUGAGCCAGGCCUAUCCAAAUAAGGGAUUUUUGGAUGGAGUGAAGAAGGCUUUGGGCAAGGGCGCUCAGCAGCAAUCUGCGCACGGAUCGAGUGAGGAUACGAAUGUUGCACCUUCGCCCGCGCCGAAGCCCCCGCAGCAGCAGCAGCAACAACCACAGGCGGAACAAAGCCACUCAGAUUCUGCAGGACAGCAGGGAACGCAGCCCGCCUCGCAGCAGGACGGGCAGGCCAGCGGUGCCGCAAGCCCACGCCCGGGAGAGCAGCAGAACCAGAACCAAGAUCAGACCGACGAUCAGGAUCAACCUCCGAACCUUCUGAAUAAUAUUAAUGGGCUCCUGUCGUCAGUCAAUGGGCUUGGUCCGAAGCUGCACUGA